UUUUAUUUAUUUAUGUCACGGCGGGAAUUUGUUAGAACGCAGGAAUGGCGGUAUAGAGCUUUUAGAGAACAAAAAUGGACAUCGACAACAUCUCCACAAUUUUAUCGGCCUAUUGCACCACCAAUGGUUUAUCCUUUGGAAAAUAAUAGAUAUGAACGAAUAUUAGAGGAACAAAAUUAUGAAGAAUGGGAAAAGCGUAAUAACAGUAAUAAUAGCCGUUUAAAUUCAACAAUGCUUUGUCGAAGUUAUGAAGGAAAAAGGAAAUUAGUAAUUACUUUAAGAGAAUUACCAAUAGAACAAUAUACUUCUCAUCCAAUUGAAAAUACAAAAUAUUCUUUGCCUUCAAAUCAACGUCAACACAAAAUUCGACAACAAUUCCGCCCUCCUUCAAAACAAAGAGAAGAAGAAUAUCCUCCUCCUCCUCCUCGUCCAAAACAAAAUAUUUUAUAUGAAUAUACAGACACACAAAAAAUUGGGAGAAGAGGAAGUAAUAGUAAUAGUUCAUCUACAAAUUCUUCUUUACGCAGUGUUCAAAAACUUCCCCAACAACAAAAGAAACAAAUAUAUCAACAAUCACAAUAUCAUCAAAAACAUCCAAUAUUUGUUGAAAGUAAAAAUCAUCAAAUAAUAAAAGAAGAUGAGGAAGAAAAAAUUAAAAAUAAAGAAAUUAAAGAGAAACAACAACAACCUUUAUUAGAAGAAAAAGAAGAAGAUGAAAAGAAUAAAAUAAAUACUAAAACAAUAACAGAACCAGAACAAGAAGUAAUUAAUGAACAAAAUGGUUUUAGAAUUCGUGUGGAAGCUAAAGAUUUUAAUGACAGCGAUUUUAGAGUUUAUAUAGACAGUUAUAGAGUUUUGGCUUUGGAUGGAGAGCAUGUUGAGGAUAAUAAAAAUGGGACAGUUACAGUUAAAAAAUUAAAUAGGCGUUGGAAGUUGGCUGAAGAUGUAGAUUUACUUUCUGUACGGGCUUAUUUGGCUGCUGAUGGAAAUGUGGAAAUUUCUGGGGAUAAAUUAUUAAAUAAAGAAAAACAAAAUAUAAUUGAAGAAGGGGAGGAGGAAGGGGAAGAAUUUGGGGAAGAAGAGGAAGAAAAGGAUAAUCAACAAUAUAUGGAAAUUAAAAAGAAAAAUAAAAAUAAUAAUUAUCAAAUUGAAGAUAAUGGAAGAAAAGAAGAGGAGGAAGAGGAGGAGGGAAGAAUUGUAUAUCAACAACAACAACCUUUACAAUUUAAUAAAGAUGAAUGGAAAAUUAAUAAUGGAAAUGAAAUUUAUUUUAAAUAG
Molecule: messenger RNA, 1278 nt
Organism: Meloidogyne enterolobii
Lineage: Eukaryota; Metazoa; Nematoda; Chromadorea; Rhabditida; Meloidogynidae
Source: the annotation of a GenBank genome assembly